GAGAAUAUAAAUUCCCAUUAUAUCAUUCUGAAACUUAAACUAUCAAAACACAAAAUCAAUCCUUGCACGAAGCUAGGAUCGAACACACGAACUUGAUCUUUGCAGACGAACUGCAAAAAUCAACCUCGCUGUUCUUUUCUAUAUUCCCAUACACUUUUGCUUCGCCACUAAAGUUUUAAAAUUUUCACAUAAAAUCCAUUUUUGUUGGUCCCAGAACACUACUAUUGAAAACUAGCGACAUGUUUGAAAUCAGCAUGUCGAGCUGCAUUGAGUUAUAGAUAAACAAGAAAAUUCCAGUGAAAACAGUCAGAAAAGGGCUCCCUGAUGGAUUUUGGACAAAAUGAAUUUUUAUUUGAAAACAAGUAUUUUUUCUGUCAGGUAUGGUGAAAUAUGAAGAAAGAACCACACUAGCCACAAAAAUGCUCGAUCAGUUGGCCGAAACCGGGCUAUUUUCCAGUACAAUCGCUGCUAAAAAUAUUUUCACCAGUUUGAGAAAAACGCAUUCUACUCUUUUGCUUCGGUAACCUUCGCUGCACCGAAUAUCGCUUGAUGCAAAAGUAAUGGAGUAAAAUGUUUAGCUCUACUGUAUCAGAACCAGCUAUGAUAUAAACUUCAUUUGCUCAUCACUGGAUAGAUCGUGGUUUAUACUUCAAAAGAGUAUAUCCUGAAUAACUUUCCGCAUGGUCUGUACUGUUGAAAACUCAGUUUCUAAAAUCACUAAAAAUCGGUUGCAACUUCCACACAAAAGUAGGACUGCAGUCCUACUUGUCCUACGCCAUGGCGUCAGUUUCGUAAUAAUUGAAAUUACAAUAACCUGGCGCUGGAAAUGUGAAAAAAGAUUAUUUUUAUUGCAGUUUUUAACGUACCGAAAAAUGUGGAAAUGAAAAAAAUUUCCUUUUUGAAAAUUUUCUAGUAUAUUGAUAUUUUUGCUUUGUUACAACCGGUUUUUAGUGAUUUUAGAAAGUGAAUUUUCAACAGUACAAACCAUGUGUAAAGUUUUUCAGAAUAUGCUCUUCUAAAGUACAGCCCAUGAUCUAUCCAAUAAUGAGCAAAUGAAGUUGCAUCAUGGCUGGUUCUGAUACAGUAGAGCCAGACAUUUUACUCCAUUACUUUUGGGUUAACAGAUAUACGUCGGAAAAUUCGAUUUUGUUGUUUUUGAUUUUUACAUUUGCGCUCCAACUUUUGAGAUCUUUUCUAGACUUGUGUAUUUUCUUAUUGUGUUGUUAACUCCACUAAGAGACGAACGCAAACAUGAAUUUUUUUUAGGUAAAACUACCACCCAUUUACUACCACAGUGGUCUAGUUGCCACACUGGCAAACGGCGAAAAAUAUCUCGUCCACAAAGGUGAUCAAUGGGGUAUCAAUGAAAAUACAGUUGUUGUUCGCCCGGAUCAAAUGAGUAAACGUUGGUAUCUGCAUGAUGAUCCAAUUAAACCGUCUACAACCUUACGUCUCGGAGAUCUGGUUAAAACCGGCGGUCAGAAACCGUACGAUCAUUUGAGUAGCAAUUGUAAUCAUGCAGUACAAACAAUAAAAGCUACAGCGCGAGGUGGUGCUCAUGGGGAGAUAUGUAAAAUGCCGUGA
This is a messenger RNA of Didymodactylos carnosus, 1584 nucleotides long. NCBI's taxonomy places the organism in Eukaryota, Metazoa, Rotifera, Eurotatoria, Philodinida, Philodinidae. The record is from the annotation of a GenBank genome assembly.